UCCGCACAUAGGUGCCCUGAAGCCUCAAACGCGGGCAUGUCAGACACUACAGAGAAAACUCCCAUCGCAAUGGCUGGACCAGACGACGUGGAACAAUUUUUGCCUCCUGCUUACGCUGCGGUGACUGGGAAGCUCUCAGGUAGUAGCCGCCUUCUGAAGAUAGGAGCAGCGCUACUGAUCACUGGGGCGAUCUUGCUGCUUUUCGGAGCUAUUGGUGCUUUUUACUUUUGGAAAGUUACCGAUAAACACGUGUACAAUGUUCACUACAGCAUGAGUGUCAAUGGUAAAAUCGAGGAGGGCUCCAUGGAAAUCGAUUCCGAGAAUAAUUUGGAGAGGUUCGUAACGGGAAGUGGGAACGACGAAGCAGUGGAAGUUCACGAUUUUCACAUUGGCAUCACUGGAAUUAGGUUCUCCGGUGGGGAGAAAUGUUACAUAAAGACUCAAGGCAAAGCGCACCUCCCGCAGGUGGAAACGCUGAACAAGGAUUCAUUGAUGUUCGAUCUGGAGGAUGAGAUCAUGCCAGUCAAGUUUGACGAAGAGUCUCUGAUCUGGGUGGCUGCAGACCAGCCACUUAAGGACAGCAGUUUCCUGAGCUCCAAAAUCUUGGACCUGUGUGGAGACCUUCCCAUUUUUUGGCUUCGUCCCACUUAUGCUAAAGACGUACAGAGGAAGAAACGGAGCGUCAUGAUGCGAGCAAAGCGCCAGACACAACGUAACAGGAGCAGCAGCAGCAGAGGACGCCCAGAGAACGAGCAGGAGAGGGAGGAGCAGACCUUUAACCCAGAAAACCCCUAUCAUCGCAAUCUGGAGGGAGAGGAGGGCACCAUGACCUUCGACCCCAUGCUGGACCAUCUGGGAAUCUGUUGCAAUGAAUGCACACGCAGCUACACUCACUGCCAGAGGAUCUGCGAGCCCCUGGGGGGCUACUCCCCUUGGCCCUAUGAGUACCAAGGCUGCCGCGUGGCCUGCAGGAUGAUCAUGCCCUGCCGUUGGUGGGUGGGCCGCAUCCUGGGUGUCGUGUGAGGCCCUCAUGCAGAAGACAGCAGCA
Messenger RNA from Paramormyrops kingsleyae, 1048 nucleotides. It is a transcript of the gene cnmd, whose product is annotated as chondromodulin. Lineage: Eukaryota; Metazoa; Chordata; Actinopteri; Osteoglossiformes; Mormyridae. The record is from RefSeq and is a predicted model, not a curated record. Gene Ontology annotation, biological process: negative regulation of endothelial cell proliferation; negative regulation of angiogenesis.